Messenger RNA from Nilaparvata lugens (brown planthopper), 1034 nucleotides. RefSeq names its product zonadhesin-like. The transcript has 2 exons. The coding region runs from base 477 to 962 and encodes 161 amino acids. Lineage: Eukaryota; Metazoa; Arthropoda; Insecta; Hemiptera; Delphacidae. The record is from RefSeq and is a predicted model, not a curated record.
AAAAAAAAUUAGAAAAAAAAAAAUUAAAAAAAAAAAAUUAAAAACACAUAAAAUCGGGAAAAAAGGGAAAAAAAAUUCCCUCCAGAUCCUGAACUGGGGUAUAAAAGGAGUUGUUCUACAAGGAGUGAGACAUUGUGUCUUUGACAGAUGUGCCGUCAGUACGUGUGUGUGUGAUUUCGGCGUAUUGGUUUUGGAUCACUUUCAUCUUUAUCAACAUCAAGAAUCUCAUCACUCUGCAUUCAACAUGCAUGCUUCCAACAUUCAAGUCGUGCUCCGCCUCAUGAUGGCUCUUGGAGCCUAUUCACUGGAUCCAAAGUAUAGGAGUGAAGACUUUCUAGCAUCCAGGGAGCAUGGACUGGAUACAUACAACAUUUUCCACAUCAGGCAAUGUCUGAUGUCAUCCAACAAGUUCAACCACGACCUUGCAACAAUGUACAAUGAUGUCAGCAACUGGUACUUAAAAAUUGCAGGAGAGCAUGAAGUGGGGAAGGAACUGUGUCACAAAAUCCACUGCGCAUAUGAUCUGCGUAACUGUCUCCACCCAUCAUUCACAUCGCUGGAUUUCCUUGAAGCAGUUAUUACAAAGUCAGUCGAGGUGUGCUCAUCCUACUGUCAACAUGGGCUGUCAACAACAUCUACAUCCAGUACUUCAAUCAGCAAUUGCGCCAGCAGACCCUGAAUCACCAUGUCCUUGCGGUGAUUGCAUUUUUGUCAUGAGUGUAAGGUGGAGUGUUGAGCCACUCACUAUCGCCACCAGUCGUCCCACUAUCGCCGCCAGUCGCCCCACUAUCGCCACCAGUCGUCCCACUAUCGCCACCAGUCGUCCCACCAUCGCCACCAGUCGUCCCACUAUCGCCACCAGUCGCCCCACUAUCGCCGCCAGUCGCCCCACUAUUGCUGCCAGUCGCCCCACUAUUGCUGCCAGUCAACCCACCACCGCCACCAAUCAUCCCACCAGCUGAGGCCAAGACGGUUUCAAUUUGACAGUAGCCCUCAUCACACCAAUCAGUUAAUAUCAAUUGUAUUACCAUUUG